Messenger RNA from Gymnogyps californianus (California condor), 2312 nucleotides. RefSeq names its product SATB homeobox 2 (gene SATB2). Gene Ontology annotation, molecular function: RNA polymerase II cis-regulatory region sequence-specific DNA binding; DNA-binding transcription factor activity, RNA polymerase II-specific. The transcript is spliced from 11 exons. The record is from RefSeq and is a predicted model, not a curated record. Gene Ontology annotation, biological process: regulation of transcription by RNA polymerase II; chromatin remodeling. NCBI's taxonomy places the organism in Eukaryota, Metazoa, Chordata, Aves, Accipitriformes, Cathartidae. The coding region runs from base 100 to 2295 and encodes 731 amino acids.
AUCCAUGGACAGAGCCCAACUCAGCCAACUUACAGACAGGCUAUAAGCAGUCCGUGCUCCUUCUACUGCGACCUGCCAGCGGGAGCCGCGUCUCCGAGCAUGGAGCGGAGGAGUGAGAGCCCCUGCCUGCGGGACAGCCCCGACAGAGGCAGCGGCAGCCCCGAUGUCAAAGGGCCCCCCCCCGGGAAGGUGGCCAGGCUGGAGCAGAACGGCAGCCCCAUGGGCACCCGCGGGAGGCCCAACGGCGCCGUCACCAAGCCCGUGGGAGGUUUGAUGAUUCCAGUCUUUUGUGUGGUGGAGCAGUCAGACGCCUCUCUUGAAUACGAUAAUCGAGAAGAGCAUGCUGAGUUCGUUCUGGUUCGCAAAGAUGUGCUCUUUAGCCAGCUGGUGGAGACAGCGCUCCUGGCUCUGGGGUAUUCCCACAGUUCUGCAGCUCAAGCACAAGGAAUAAUCAAGCUUGGGAGGUGGAAUCCCCUCCCUCUCAGUUAUGUGACUGAUGCACCAGAUGCGACAGUAGCCGACAUGCUACAAGAUGUCUAUCAUGUUGUGACGUUGAAAAUCCAAUUACAAAGUUGUUCAAAGUUGGAAGACUUGCCAGCAGAGCAGUGGAACCAUGCCACAGUUCGCAAUGCCUUAAAGGAACUGCUCAAAGAGAUGAAUCAGAGCACAUUAGCCAAAGAAUGCCCUCUCUCACAGAGUAUGAUUUCAUCCAUUGUAAAUAGCACAUACUAUGCCAAUGUGUCAGCAACCAAGUGCCAGGAGUUUGGGAGAUGGUACAAAAAGUACAAGAAGAUUAAAGUGGAAAGAGUGGAAAGAGAAAACCUUUCAGACUAUUGUGUUCUUGGUCAACGUCCCAUGCACUUACCAAAUAUCAACCAGCUGGCAACCUUGGGAAAAACUAACGAACAGUCUCCUCAUGGCCAAAUUCACCACAGUACUCCAAUCCGAAACCAAGUGCCAACGAUGCAGACAAUGAUAAACCCUGGGCUCCUGUCUCCUCAGCUCAGUCCCCAACUGGUGAGGCAGCAGAUAGCAAUGGCCCAUCUGAUAAACCAACAGAUUGCUGUCAGCCGGCUAUUGGCUCACCAGCACCCACAAGCUAUCAACCAGCAGUUCUUGAAUCAUCCACCCAUCCCUAGAGCUGUCAAACCAGAGCCAUCAAAUUCAUCGGUGGAAGUCUCUCCAGAUAUUUACCAGCAAGUCAGAGAUGAGCUGAAGAGAGCCAGUGUGUCUCAAGCUGUCUUUGCAAGAGUAGCAUUCAACCGCACACAGGGCUUGUUGUCAGAGAUCCUGCGUAAAGAAGAAGACCCUAGGACAGCUUCCCAGUCCCUCCUCGUAAACUUAAGGGCAAUGCAGAAUUUCCUCAACUUGCCUGACUCGGAGCGGGAUCGUAUCUAUCAGGACGAGAGAGAGAGAAGUAUGAACCCCAACGUGAGCAUGGUGUCUUCAGCUGCCAGCAGCCCAAGCUCCUCCAGAACCCCCCAGGCCAAAACCUCGACACCAACAACAGACCUCCCCAUUAAGGCGGACGGCGCCAACGUCAACAUCACAGCUGCCAUUUAUGACGAGAUCCAACAGGAGAUGAAAAGGGCCAAGGUAUCUCAAGCUCUGUUUGCCAAAGUGGCUGCCAAUAAAAGUCAGGGCUGGCUGUGUGAGCUGCUUCGCUGGAAAGAAAACCCGAGUCCAGAAAACCGCACCCUUUGGGAGAACCUCUGCACUAUUCGCCGCUUCCUGAACCUUCCCCAGCAUGAAAGGGAUGUGAUCUACGAGGAAGAGUCCAGACAUCACCACAGUGAGCGUAUGCAGCAUGUUGUCCAGCUCACUCCUGAGCCCGUGCAGGUGCUGCACAGACAGCAGUCCCAGCCUGCGAAGGAGAAUUCCCCACCCAGAGAAGAGGCUCCUCCUCCACCCGCUGAGGACAGUUGUGCCAAAAAGCCAAGAUCCCGUACCAAGAUCUCCUUGGAAGCUCUAGGUAUCCUGCAAAGCUUUAUCCACGACGUGGGUCUCUACCCUGAUCAGGAAGCCAUCCACACCCUCUCUGCUCAGCUGGAUCUCCCCAAACACACCAUCAUCAAAUUCUUCCAGAACCAACGUUACCACGUAAAGCACCACGGGAAGCUAAAAGAGCAUUUGGGAACGGUGGUUGACGUGGCAGAGUACAAGGAUGAGGAGCUGCUGACGGAGUCAGAGGAGAACGACAGCGAGGAAGGCUCUGAGGAAAUGUACAAAGUGGAGCCUGAGGAGGAGAACCCCGACAAAAGCAAGGCGGCUCCAGCGGACAUCGACCAGAGAUAAUGUGAGAUAGGAGCGCA